Messenger RNA from Helianthus annuus (common sunflower), 783 nucleotides. RefSeq lists its product as uncharacterized. The transcript has a single exon. The record is from RefSeq and is a predicted model, not a curated record. Lineage: Eukaryota; Viridiplantae; Streptophyta; Magnoliopsida; Asterales; Asteraceae. The coding region runs from base 1 to 783 and encodes 260 amino acids.
AUGGAAACUUUCUCGUGGAUGAUGGAAAAAGCGACGAUUGAAGGUAUUUUUCGUGGUCUUAAACUUCCUAAUAAUGGUCCGUUAUUGUCCCAUUUAUUGUUUGCGGAUGAUGCUCUUUUGGUGGGAGAAUGGAAUCGAGAGAACGUGAAAAAUAUGGCUCGCCUCCUAAGAUGCUUUAACCUUGUCUCGGGUCUAAGUAUCAAUUAUGGGAAAUCAAAUUUGUUCAGUGUCAAUGUGGUGCAAGAAGAGGUUGCGGGGGUAGCAAGAGAGAUUGGUUGCAAGAACGGGAUUUUCCCAUGUAACUACCUCGGGUUAAUGAUUAGAACUAAUAUGAAUAAAGUGGUGAGCUGGAAAUCGGUCUUGGAUGCUUUUGAUAAAAGAUUGGCGGUUUGGAAGAAAACAACUUUAUCGGAAGGGGGGCGUCUAACCCUCCUCAAAGCGGUAAUGGAAACCAUCCCCACUUAUUACUUUUCGCUUUUCAAAGCGCCCGUGAAGAUUAUAAAACAACUUGAAGCGAAAAGAAGAUCUUUUUUCUGGGGAGUAUCGGAAGACAAAAAUAAAAUGUGUUGCGUUAAGUGGGAGAAGGUUACAAGACCGAAAGAGGACGGGGGCCUUGGCCUUACCCCGUUACGGGAUACAAACAUUGCUUUAUUAUCUAAAUGGUGGUGGCGGUUUAAAUUAGAGAAAAAUGCACUUUGGAGAAAGGUUAUUGAAGCGAUCCAUAACAACAAGAAAGAAUAUUCGUAUAUGCCAGUGAUUAAGUCCAUUGCGGGUGCCUGGUAG